Messenger RNA from Hemicordylus capensis (graceful crag lizard), 4585 nucleotides. Its product is annotated as E3 SUMO-protein ligase ZBED1-like. The transcript has 3 exons. Gene Ontology annotation, biological process: regulation of transcription by RNA polymerase II. Gene Ontology annotation, molecular function: DNA binding; protein dimerization activity. The coding region runs from base 222 to 2345 and encodes 707 amino acids. NCBI's taxonomy places the organism in Eukaryota, Metazoa, Chordata, Lepidosauria, Squamata, Cordylidae. Gene Ontology annotation, cellular component: nucleus. The record is from RefSeq and is a predicted model, not a curated record.
GCGGAGGGGCAAGGGGCGGCAGGGAGGUAUCCUGCCGCCCCAAUUUCUACAGUAAAUACAAGUGCUGGAGGGGGCAAAGCGGUGGGAGGGGGUUCACUGUAUUGCAAGAUAAAUUCUCUAAGUGCUCUGAAUCACAAGCCUUCUAGUCUUUCCUGAAACCCUUUGUCAUGGACUGAAAUGGAGGCACUUGAAACCCAAAGUAGAUGCUGAUAUGAGGUUUGAUGUGCUCAUUAAUGAGUGAAGAACCAAAAGGUUGGGACAGUGGCCAAGAAGAAAUGGAGAAUAAAAGUCUGGAAACUUCCCCGUCAGACCUAAAGUUAGUGGCCCACCCAAGAGCAAAAAGUAAGGUGUGGAAGUACUUUGGCUUUGAUACCAAUGCAGAAGGAUGUAUAUUACAGUGGAAGAAAAUCUACUGCCGUAUUUGCAUGGCACAGAUUGCCUAUUCAGGAAAUACAUCUAAUCUCUCUUACCACCUUGAAAAGAAUCACCCAGAUGAAUUUUGUGAAUUUGUGAAAAGCAAUACUGAGCAAAUGAGGGAGGCCUUUGCAACUGCAUUUUCAAAACUGAAGCCAGAGUCUUCCCAACAGGUUGUUCAGGACACUUUAAUUAUGAAGGCGAGCCACAGCUUUGAGAACAAAAAGCAUCAGGAGCUGACAGCUGCAGUGAUUGGCUUAAUAUGUGAGGGUUUAUAUCCGCCUUCUAUUGUAGAUGAGCCCACCUUCAAGAAUCUCCUGAGGACAGCUGAUCCCAGAUACGAACUGCCUUGCAGGAAAUAUUUUUGUACAAAAGCAAUUCCUGAAAAAUACAGUGGUGUUAGGGAUAUUGUGUUAAAAGAACUCACUGACAUUCUGUGGUGUGGCAUAUCUACUGAUAUGUGGAGAAGUGAAAACCAGAAUAGAUCAUAUGUAACCUUGUCAGUUCAUUUUCUCAGUAAUGGCUCUUCCAGCUGCCUGGCUGUUAAUUCCCGAUGUCUAAAGACAUUUGAAGUGCCAGAGGAAAAUACUGCAGAAACAAUUACGCGAGUCCUCUAUGAGAUAUUCAUUGAAUGGGGAAUCAAUGCAAAAGUUUUUGGCGCUACAACAGAUUAUGGGAAAGACAUAGUGAAAGCUUGCUCUCUUCUGGAUAUUCCAGUGCAGAUGCCAUGCCUGGGGCAGACAUUUAACGUGGGCAUACAACAAGCUUUUCAGCUUCCUAAACUGUCUGGGCUCCUGUCCAGGUGUCGGAAAUUGGUGGAAUAUUUUCAGCAGUCUGCAGUAGCCAUGUACAUGUUGAGUGAAAAGCAGAAGCAACAAAAUAGUUUGCACUGUAUGCUUGUGAGUGAUCGUGUUUCUUGGUGGGGAAGCACACUUGCCAUGUUGCAACGUCUUAAAGAGCAGCAGUUUGUAAUUGCUGCAGUUCUUGUGGAGGAUAGCAAUAACCACCACCUGAUGUUGGAAACCAGUGAAUGGAAUACAAUUGAAGGGCUGGUGGACUUGCUCCAGCCAUUCAAGCAAGUUGCAGAGAUGAUGUCAGCUUCUAAAUACCCAACUAUAAGUAUGGUUAAACCCCUUCUACAUAUGCUGCUGAAUACUACAUUAAAUAUAAAAGAAAAUGACUUGAAAGAGAUCAGCAUGGCAAAGGAAGUAAUAGCCAAGGAAUUAUCUACAACAUAUCAGCAUACACCUGAGAUAGAUAUGUUUCUCAAUGUUGCGACUUUCUUGGACCCAAGAUACAAGAAGCUGCCCUUUCUUUCGGGAUUUGAGAGGCAGCAAGUUGAAAACAGAGUGGUGGAAGAAGCAAAAAGUCUCCUAGAGAAAGUAAAAGAGAACAAAUUCAGGCCUGAGGAGCAGUUUUUUGCAGCAUCUGAAGAGCCACCAGUGAAAAAAGUCAUAAUUGCCUCCCCACCUCCCCCUACCAGUGCCAUCAAUAAUAUGCUUGCAGAAAUUUUCUGCCAGACAGCGGGUGUUGAAGACCAGGAAGAGUGGCAUGCUCAGAUCAUUGAGGAACUGAGCAAUUUCAAAUCACAAAAAGUUCUUGGACUUAAUGAAGAUCCACUCAAGUGGUGGUCUGACAGAUUAGCUUUAUUUCCUGUUUUACCAAAGGUACUUCAGAAAUACUGGUGCAUUGUGGCCACAAGGGUGUUCCCUGAACGUCUUUUUGGUUCCUCUUCCAAUGUUGUUAGUGCUAAGAGAAACCGGUUAGCUCCUGCUCAUGUAGAUGAACAGAUCUUUUUGUAUGAGAACACUCGCAGUGGGUCAGAAGCAGAGCCUGAAGAAGAGGAUGAAGGGGAAUGGGGCUUGGAACAGGAGCACAUUAUUAAUUUAAGUGAUGCAGCAAAUAUAAACAGUAAUUUCUUUAAUAUGUGAGAUAGUGGCUUCAUAUAGAAGGAACACUUGCAGUAUACUGAAAGUCACAGAACGGGUGUCUUGUCUUAAAUCUCCCCCGACUUCUUGUAGUGAUAGUACUGUAAAUACAGACCUGUUGUAACAUAUCCUUGUUUAUAUAGAUGUAUGUAUGUGUGUAAUACAUGUAUAUGUAUGAUUACUGUAGUAGAUAAUUACUGUGACCUGUCCCUUUAAAACACUGAAAUGGGUAUAUGAGUUUAUAUUCAUGGACUUUACCCAGAUGUAGGCAAAUGCUUGAACAUGUGCAUAGUCUCCAUUGGUUUCUGUAGGACAAAAAGCAAAACCAGCACAAAGGUAACUUGAAGCAUUUGAGCAGCUCUUCUUGCCUAAAUUCACCCUGAAUGAGCAAGCUUUAUAGAUGUUCUAACUGACUUACAAAGCCUCUCCGAUCUAGGAUUUUUGAAGUUUAAAAGCUUUGAUUUAAAAGUUUUCUUGUUCAAAUAAUGUGUUAAAUAUUUAAAGCUUUUUAAAGGUCAGAUCAUCAGGGAUUCUUAUUAUAAAAGACUUGAUUUUAAUGGAUUGCUUCAUGUGUUGCUUUCCCAAGAAGAUUAAUUUCUAUAUUGGAAAACAUAUCUUCUCUUCAUGUGUUAGUGGCAGCAUGAGUGAUUUCCCCCCAUUCCUUGUAUUUCUUCUCCCCUCUCCUCGGUGAUAUGGCUGAGUCCUGAAAAAUGUACCUGAGCGCCCCCCCCCGCUUUAAAAUUACAUGUGAAACAGCUCUAAGAUCUGCUAUACCAGGGAAUAUAUCCUUAAAUUGAGGUGUAUUGCUAGUUGCCAUAACGUAUCAUUGCAAAUCAUGAUUGUUUCCCCAAAGGUUACGGAGAUAAUACUUUGCCAUUAUUAGUAGAUAUGCCAUGCAAAUAUUUAGGAUGGGAUGAAGAUCUGAUUCUUCUCCACACUUUUAUUUAUAUAUUUAUUUUAAUAACCACAUGCCUGGCAUGCCGAGCAAGGAUGCACCAGUGCAACGAGAGAACAACUUAACAAGGCUUCGCAAAAAAAUUGCAGUGGGGAAAUGGCAAUUUUUGAUGCCCUCCCCUUCCCCAGUAAGUCCUCUGUGCCACCUGAAAAUAUGUCUCUGAGGCUGCACAACCUUCUAGAGACAUGUUUGGGAUGCACAGAGGGCUUUCUGGGAAAGGAGAGGGCGUCACAUUGCUGCUUCCACGCUGCACUGGUGCAGUUAAUUGGGAAGUUCUGCUAGGCUGUUCUCUCGCUGCACUGAUGCAUCCUUGCUCUGUUUGUCAGCCAGUGAACUCGUGUGCCCUGUUAGCAAAACAAACAUGGACACAACUCAUUACAGGGUUGAACAUGCUGCUUAGUGUGCUCAGUUUUAUCCUUUGUGCAAUGUAUUACCCCCUUAAAAGGCACAUGGAAGAGGUUUCAAAGUUGCAAUGGAGCCUAAACCCUAUACUUUAUGAAAUUAUAAGUUUAUUUUUACCAAAGGACAUUCUGGGGAUGAAGAGUAAAGUAAGUUUUAAUUCUGUUCAAAUUUGAAUCUGGGUGAGGGGGUUAACCUCUCCCCCACAACCCUAAAAGUUCUGAAAUUGUUCCUACCAUGCCUGUACUUUCAAAUGCCCUCUUCCCUAAUGCUUUAGUCUGAAAUACUGGAAGGAGACAGUACUGUUAAAGCUUUCAUUCAACUUUAGCAGUGAUUGCCUCAAUGUCCUAUUCACUGCUUGUUUUUUUUUUUUUAAAUCAUAGUAUUAAUUCUUGAUUCAAAAGUUACUUUGUAUCACUUAGAAAACUCUGUUGAAAAGCUGUGAUUCAUUUGGAGGAAGCUUGCAUGUCUACACAGAUGAGUGCUCCAUGAUCCUCAUUUUAUGCAUUUGUUCUCCUUUUUACUUAAUCAAGUUAGAAAUGGUCUGAAAGGUCAUGUUUACUAAGUGGGACACAGAACUUAUGGGAUAUUUCAGGUUACAUGUUGGAAACUAGGUUGGUGAACUAGUGCAACAUCACAGAGUUGCUGCAACUCCAGCACAGGAGGCAGAUGUAUAGAACUGGCACUUCAGCCUUUGUAGAUACAUUCAUUACCUAUAAGACUCCCUCCAGCUCUAUGAUUCUAUUAGGAAACCACCUGAGAACUUUGUGAUGAUAUCAUACAUGUUUUAUAAUGUACACCUUAUAAAGCAUACAGUGUUUCUUUUCUAGGCAUUCAGACCAUGUUCUUGUGAUGAACAGUAGCUUUUAUUAAACAAAUUCUUAACCUA